AUGUCGUCCGGACGCUCCGUUCUUCUUAAUACUGGCUACAAAUUCCCAACUCUGGGCUUUGGCACCUGGCAAUGUACCUCAGAUGUCGUUGGCGAUACCGUUUUCGAAGCACUCAAGGUUGGCUACCGGCACCUCGACCUCGCCAAGGCUUACGGAAACCAAGCCGGAGUUGGAGAGGGUAUUAAGAGGGCGCUUGCAGAGAUUCCCGGCCUGAAGCGCGAGGAUAUUUUCGUCACCAGCAAGCUAUGGAAUAACAGCCAUCGGCCCGAGGAUGUCGAGCCUACGCUUGAUGACACUCUCCAAGAACUAGGACUUGAUUACCUUGAUUUGUAUCUCAUUCAUUGGCCGGUUGCUUUUGUCCCCGGCAAGGACCUCCUCCCACAAGAUCCCCGCGCAUGGAUUCUUGAUCAGGAAGUCUCGAUUUGCCAGACUUGGAAAGCUAUGACUGAUUUACCUGAGAGCAAAGUUCGCUCUAUUGGAGUUUCCAAUUUUACAAUCGAGCAUUUGAAGGCGAUUAGCGACGACUCCGGCGUAGUCCCCGCCGUCAACCAGGUCGAACGACAUCCCUUUAAUCCUGAUAUUCCUCUUGUUGACUACUGCCAGAAGAAAGGCAUCGUCAUCACAGCCUUUUCCCCCUUUGGCAGGAACUACGGCACUUUGCCAUUGAUCAUCGAAGAACCAGUGGUCAAGGGGAUUGCGAAGCGUCUCUCAGAAGACCAGGGCAAGCCCAUCUCUCCGGCACAAGUCCUUAUCUCAUGGUCCCAGCUUGAUGGUCACGCCGUCAUUCCCAAAUCUUGUACGCCGGCGCGUAUUCUUGAAAACUUCCAGGAGAUUAAGCUUGAUGAGGAGGCCAUCCAGGAGCUUGCUAAGCUGGGUGAAACUCCACAUCGGCGCUGUCUUCCCGGACCUGUAUGGAACAUUAAUAUUUUCGGAGACGAGAGUGAAAAGAAUGCCACCAAUCAGGUUGUUAUAAAGUUAUGA
Molecule: messenger RNA, 981 nt
Organism: Trichoderma atroviride IMI 206040
Lineage: Eukaryota; Fungi; Ascomycota; Sordariomycetes; Hypocreales; Hypocreaceae
Cellular component (GO): cytosol
Molecular function (GO): aldose reductase (NADPH) activity
Source: RefSeq, a predicted model, not a curated record